Messenger RNA from Closterium sp. Yama58-4, 684 nucleotides. The record is from the annotation of a GenBank genome assembly. NCBI's taxonomy places the organism in Eukaryota, Viridiplantae, Streptophyta, Zygnematophyceae, Desmidiales, Closteriaceae.
AUGAGGGUGCAGUUUGCUCGCCUGCUAAUGGACAUCGGCUUUCUAAGGCAGCCCAGCAAGCCUCCAGGCGCUACUGGAGUCCCCGCGAGCAGGGGUUUUAAUUGGCUGGAUGAGUCCACCCAGCCUUGGAACCAAUGCUCUAUGAGUGCUCCUGCUGUGAAGGCUGUUCUUUGUGCAGGUCUCUACCCCAACGUUGCAAUGAUGGCACGUGACUCUAUUGAAGCCGCGCACUGUUCACACGCGUCAGACCUCGCACACGUGGCCGGGGCGUCCGGGCGGCCGCGGUGGGUCACUGCAACAGGGGCUGAGGUGGCCAUUCACCCUUCUUCGGUCAACGAAGCUGUCUCGGUCUUCCGUGCUCCCUUCCUCGUCUUUCAUGAAAAGGUCAAGACAUCUCGAGUGUACAUUCGCGACUGCACCGUUGUGUCUCCAGCAGCCAUCCUUCUUUUUGGCGGACCAAUCACAAUCCACCAUCAGAGAGGGCGAGUGUCAGUGGAUGGUUGGUUGGACCUUGUGGCUCCGGCUCAGACAGCUGUUCUUUUCAAGGCGAUUCGAGGGUCAUUCGACACUAUACUUCGCCGACAUAUCCUUCAGUCGCAGAAUGUUGAAGAUGCAGAUGAUUCAAGCCAAGUGAUAUCUACUGUUGUCAAAAUUCUUGCAGAUGCUGAAUACUUGCAAGGAUAG